This is a messenger RNA of Cladocopium goreaui, 1072 nucleotides long. NCBI's taxonomy places the organism in Eukaryota, Dinophyceae, Suessiales, Symbiodiniaceae. The record is from the annotation of a GenBank genome assembly.
GUCCAAGGGAACCAGGGAUCCUUUGGCAUAUGGCGCCCGCACAGAGGACCUGGGAUUCGACACCCGCGUCUUCGACCGGAGCCGUGGGGCCCGUGGCUAUCGACCUGAGUUGGAUCAAGAGUACCCAUCCCAGGAGUACCGCAACGGUCACAGCUACGGCAACGGGAAAGAGGAGUCCUUGUGGGGAAACGCUACGGCUGAGUGGGAGGAUGCAAUGCAAGAGACCUUUGGCUAUGUGGUCUCGUCCAUGUGGAGCAUCGUGGCCGGUGGUCGACAGUGCUGUUCCAUGCGCGAUCGCGGGCGAAAGGAAGAUUUGGAGGCUGCAAAGCGAGCGGCGCUGACCGGGCGGCCGCCCAAGCGUGCGGUGCAGGCAUCCCUUCGGAAUGCUGGUGAGAAGGCCUUGAAUGAUCCACAAGUGCAGAGUGCCUUGGUGCAAGCUGCACAGGAUCAUGGUCCGGAGAUCGCCGCCCUGGUGCGAGAUCAGGUCACCGCUUGGGCCACGGAUCCUGAGGUCCAGCACCGCGCCAAGCACUACGCCUCGGAGGCGGCGAAGGCGACGGGGCAGGCCAUGGCCAGAGCGGGCCAGAUGUUUGCUGAUCAAAUCGCCCAGGGCCCCGCGGGCUUGCGACUGCUGGCCUUUGCCGCCGGGGCUGCAUCGCUGGCGGCGUGUUUCAUGGAGAUGCUGCACGUGGAAAGUGUUUUGAUGGGACCUUCCAGAUAUGUCAUUAGUGGCUUCCAGGGCAUCUUCGCAGUGACAACCAUGCUCUUUGAGAUGCCGGCGCACUGGGUGGCCAUGGUGCCUGGGGUCACCCAUUACCAGGACCUCAUCAUGGAUGAGGCACACUUCAUGACUCGAGCUGGAGGUCGUGGGCUUUUCUACAUCUAUCAAGGGGCAAUGUGGGCCUGUUUCGCCUCACUUCUCUCCUUGGUGCACUUGGCUGCCGCUCUUGCCAUGCUCUUGGUCGGCACUCUGCACGUCUUGAUGCAGUUCGGCAUCAUGCCGCAGACAGUGGCGCAAAAGUUGAGGGAAAAGACGGGCUACGCGCCGGUGCCGCAGGACGAUGGGCCCUGA